Messenger RNA from Schizophyllum commune H4-8, 1889 nucleotides. RefSeq lists its product as uncharacterized. The record is from RefSeq and is a predicted model, not a curated record. Lineage: Eukaryota; Fungi; Basidiomycota; Agaricomycetes; Agaricales; Schizophyllaceae. The coding region runs from base 8 to 1804 and encodes 598 amino acids. The transcript has 3 exons.
ACCGGCCAUGACCGUCAUGCCACGAGCACGGGGGCCAUCACUGGAAGACCUGUCCAACGAGGUUCUCGAGCAGAUAACCCAGUACAUCCAACAUUGGUCGAGGCUUCCUUCCCGCCUCUCGGUCUAUGGCGUCCUGUCACGCGUCAGUCGCCGUUUGCGCGCGUUCGCCCUCCCGCUGUACUUCUCGACGAUAUGCAUUCCCGUGAAGAUGGCUACGCUUGAUUCCUGUGUGAUGAAAGCGCGCCCUCUCAUGCGGUUGAAUGCGUUGUUCGAUACCAAUCUCCGGUACAAGCGGUAUGUCAAGAGUCUUACCAUCGGUUCGGGGACGUAUCCGACCUCUCCGUGGAUCAACGUAGAUCCUGAUGCCACGGAGGGUCUCGGGCAGUACUCCUGCGAGUUCCUCGACAUGCAUCCGGCAUGCCCAUGGGACCUGCGCAGCUUCGUUUCGCUCUCCGUCAGCUGUGGGCCAUCCCUCAUACGGCUGCUUAGCUCUUGCAGCAACCUACGCAUACUCUCGAUGCGGUGGCACGAUGCGACCUUUCCGGACCUGUCGCACUUUCCACUACUCGACACGCUGCGACUGGUGGGACAGCACUGCAUCACCGUCUGCGAGGAUCGGAUGAAGUAUCUCACGAAGCCAACGAAACCGCAUCCAUCUCUCCGCUAUCUGGCAUUUCACGGUGGCGUACACAUACCGAGGAACCUAGUAGAAGACCUGCACGAGCUCUACCCCCGUCUCCGCGUUCUCGUCGCCAUGCAGGCCCCGUUUGCACCUCAGGAUAUCCUCCAUAUGAUCUCCAGGCAUCACGACCUCGAGGAAGUCAACGCGGAGUUUCAAGGUAUAGACCUUGAGCUACAACGGUGCCGACUGGACAAUUUGGUCAAUGUGAUGUGUGGGCGAACGCGUAUCUGGCCGCCAAGACUAGCUGCGACGAUACCAGGGCCAGGGCCGUCGCACGCUGCGAUGAAAUGGGCCGGGAUUGAGGUAGUUGGGUUCGCAUUCGUGCGGAAGAGGCGCAGCUCGGAUCCGAGUCUGUACGGGGAACCUCCCUACAGCGUCAGCUCCCUAGCUCUACGUUGCACCUCCCAAGAAUCAGACAACCAGAGGAUGCCCGACACGCUACGUAAUCUUCUCGUCAACCCCGUUGGGUUUCCCUUCAAGCGAAUUCGGCAUCUCUCUGUAUCCGUCCAUGAACCCGGGUUUCGUAGAGAUAAGUACGUCGAGGAUUUCUUGGCAAAGUUGGGUACCGUGCUUGCGCACUGGCCCGUGAUAGAGACAUUUACCCUCCAUCACGACAUCGUGGACAAGGAAUGGCCGGAGGGGGCAGGAGUUCCCGUUCUCGACGACGCGGACAUUCCCAGCCAGAUGUCCGACGUGUAUUACGGGAGUAAUCGAACGCUCGAUGAUUGUCUCGCCUACCUCGACGAUGAUGCCAUCGAGAAGGUGGUAGAGGAGCUCAGUCGUAUUCUGGGCCGGCAAGUCAGCAUUUGUGACGGGGAUAUCGACAUCGACAAGUUAUGGAUGGAGCGGAACGAGCGCACGGUCGAGCGCGCGGUGUUCAAGCUAGCGCAAAAGUGCACCACUUUGCGCAAGUUUCACUGGUUCGUGUGUCCAAUGGGUACACUCACGUCCUGGGCGUAUCGGAUACUACGCGGCGAGGAUCCACGAAGGCCAACGGUGGUGGGGCGGAGAUCCUAUGAGGGGUGCCUUUCUGGCGAACUGUUCCCAUUUACCGCGGUGGUGGGUCAGGAAUUACGUGCUGCGAAGGAUGGGUGGACACAGCGAUCUAGGUAUCCUUGCUGAGAUUGUACCAGACAUAUCCACGAUGUAGUGCACCACGUACGAAUGGGAUUUCCUGCGUCUUGAACUCGAACCUAUUGCAAGAUCA